Molecule: messenger RNA, 1070 nt
Organism: Pogoniulus pusillus (Red-fronted tinkerbird)
Lineage: Eukaryota; Metazoa; Chordata; Aves; Piciformes; Lybiidae
Product: C-type lectin domain family 17, member A-like
Exons: 9
Coding region: 95-1051 (318 amino acids)
Source: RefSeq, a predicted model, not a curated record
CCCCCUCUUCACCACAGCUUCUCCACCUCCUCUCCACCACAGCUUCUCCACCACAGCAACCAGAGACAAGAUCAAGAAGACCAAAGGCUCCCAGAUGUCCACAGAAGGUCCCAACAGCAGCUAUGAGAAAUGGGACCUCAUGGAGGGGAUGGAGCUGGAGAAGGAAGAGCAAAGGAAAGGACCUAAAGAAGUGCUCUUCAGCCUGCCCUGCCCUGCAGAGAGAGCCAUUGGGUUGCUCUACCUCCUUCUGGCCCUCACCUUGGUGCUCUUCACAGCUCUCACCAUCGUCAACCUCCGCAGAGUCUCCUCAGCCUGGGCAGCACUGGAAGAAGCUCAGAUGAGGACCAAGAGCAUCCACGCCGCAGCUUGGCACAACCUCUCUGAGGUCCAACAAGCCUUGGACCUCCAACUCUCCAACCACCUCCAGGCCCUCAGCAGUCAACUUCUGAAUGUGUCCCAAGAAAUGGAGAAGCUGCAGAGGGAAGCAGCACAGGGCAGAGAGGAAGGAGGGAAGGAGCUGGAGGAUCGCAUCAGGGCCCUGGAGGACCAAGACCUUCUGAAGCCACUCCUGCAGCAGCUGGAGGAGAUGAGGCAGGAGCAGAACCGCUCCUUGGUGUCCUUGGAGGCAGCGCUGGAGGCUGUGCACAACCUCUCUGGGAUCCUCUGCACUCGAUGCCCUCCUGGCUGGCUGCAGUUUGCCAGGACCUGCUACUACUUCUCCACCACCACCAAGCCCUGGCUGCAGGCUAAGGACUUCUGUGCUGAGCUCGGUGCUCACUUGGUUGUUGUUGAGAGUGAGCAGGAAAAUAAGUUCCUGGCCAAUCAGGUCAUGCAGAACAGAGUCUUCUGGCUGGGCCUGGCUGACACUCACCAGGAGGGCCACUGGCAGUGGCUGGGAGGUGCUUCCCUCUCCCUCUCCUUCUGGGACAGAGGAGAACCAAACAACGCAGGGCAGCAGGGCGAGGACUGUGCCACCCUCCUGAGCAGCGGCUUCUGGAACGACGUCUCCUGUGCCAGCAGCGCAGCCUGGGUCUGCGAGAGAGCCUGCUAGGGGUGGGCACGGCAGGGCA